UUAUCUGUUUCUGCAGCUUCAGAAGAGCUGACAAUUGCUGGUAUGACUUUCACUACCUUUGAUCUAGGUGGACAUGCCCAAGCUCGCAGAGUUUGGAAAAACUAUCUGCCUGCCAUUAAUGGCAUUGUCUUUCUGGUGGAUUGUGCGGAUCAUGAAAGGUUGGCUGAAUCUAAGCAAGAACUUGAUGCACUAAUGACAGAUGAAACUAUUGCUAAUGUGCCUAUUCUAAUUUUUGGUAACAAGAUUGACAGACCAGAAGCCAUCAGUGAAGAAAGAUUGCGAGAGAUUUUUGGCCUGUAUGGCCAGACAACAGGAAAGGGAAAUGUCCCAGUGAAAGAAUUGAACACCCGGCCUUUGGAAGUCUUCAUGUGCAGUGUAUUAAAGAGGCAAGGCUAUGGUGAAGGAUUUCGUUGGAUGGCACAAUAUAUUGAUUAAUGCCAAAAUCACAUUGUACAUACUAUCCAAAUUUCUUCAUUAUUUGAUCACUCAGUGUACAUAACUUGAACUCAAUAGACUUUGGUUACAAAAGCGUAUUUUUUUUAUUAUUAUUGUAUCAAUUGUGUUAAAUUUUAAGUGUAAAGACUGAUACAGAUUUUAAGCAAGUUUGUCAGUUUGGAUCUUGUAACACUAGUCUGUAGUCCUAUAAAACCACUUUCUUUUGAGAUUUAUAGCUUGUCUGUUGUCUGAUCUCCCCACCCCACUUUCUUCCUUCUGCUACUUCCCAGCACAUUAUGUUUUUGAAUGCACUUUUUAACAGCUUAGCCCUACAGAUUGUUGGUCAUAUUUAAUGCUCAUCAUGUUAAAUUUUUAUGUACUUUUUCAAAACUGGUUUUAUAAAUGUAGAGUGUAUAACCGCCUCUCAAAGAAUAGUAAUGAAUCAGCUUAUGGAUAAUUGCAUGAUGCCUUACAGUUUUCAAUAAUAUACUUUCUUAUGCAACGUCAUGCAAUAAAACUAAAUCCCGUUUCUUGGCAUCUUUAAUGGGAAAUGUUUCAUUUUAAUGUGUCUUAACCUAGUAAAGAUGUUUCAAGAAGUGAAUAUGUGAGGUAGUUUUCUGAAAUGCAGCAUAAUUUCAGUGCACUGUAGACUUUUUAAAUUAUUUACCUGACUACCUGUAUGCUAAGAAUGAAUCAAAUUAAUGUUAGCCAUGCUUUCUGAUAAUUGCCAUUCACUCACAGUUCAUAUUGUACAGCAAGAGGUACCAUGCCCUUGCUGUGUAGCCUACUGGUGAAGGCCUGAUGCAGUACUUUGGAGAAUGAUGAGAUCAGGGGAAAGCUUUGCAUACGCUGCUACAGGGGCUGGGGUAGGUGUAGCCCUUCAGAUCAUGUGGACUGAAACUCCCAUCAGCCCUAGCCAGCAUGGACCACAAGGAGCAAUGAUGGGGCUUGCUAUCUAACAACAGUCAGGGGCUGCACAUCCCCCCAGCCCAACUUCAUUUGUACGUGAACAGUGGCUUUUUCAUACGCUGGGAUUUCUCAGGUAGAAGAGAGGGGCAACGCAUAUAAUUGCCAUAAUGCCGGCUGCAGUUUGCCCCAUGCAGAGGAGGCUUGUAUGUGUUCACUACCGAGAAUCUACAGUUAGAGACCUGGCUUCCGUGUGGAUCGUGUGUCUAGGUUCGGUCUUUUUGUUUAUAUGGAUUGCUCUGAGAGCUUGCCACCCCUCUUGGUGGUUGUGCUUUCUCUCCGCAGUAGCAAAAUGGUGCAUAGUAACCAUCAGUAGCUGCCCUCCAAGAGUUAUGUAGACAAUUCCUAAUUUCCUUUGGCGGGCCGCACUUAUGAUACUUCCUUUGCGGGCUAGUCGUAAAAAGGAGCUCUGCACUUGCUUUGUCCAAGAGUUCUCAAACAGCUGUGCCAUGAGGUACUACACUGAGAUUUUAAAACCAUUUUAGGAAAUAAAAUCUCUUGGCUCUGCCAAGGUGCUUGAUAUAUUGAUUUCAAAAGAAGGUAUUGCUAUCCUCUUUGAAAACCAGGCUUUGCUUGAGCCUCCUUUCUUUGAGUUCUGAGCAGUGUCUUCUACACAGACAACCACUGAGAUUCAUGUUCAAAGUUAACACUUGGCACACUGAGGUGAGGUCCAGUGUAGGAUAUGUCAACAUUGCUUCUAGCCAACAACGCCAUGUAAUGCCUUGAAUGUACUUAAGAGGUGAGGUAUGGUUUGGGUUUGCGAUAUGGGGUGAUGAUGAUGAUGAUGUCAAAAUGUCUGAGUAUAGCUUUUCUAUGUACGUGCAUCCAUAUUUCUUCAGAAGGAGAAUAGUAAUGAAAAGGGUUGGCAUAUUUCUCUGUGACAGCCGCUACCAGCUUUUGAGUCUUCAGCUAACACUUUAUACUACAAAAGUAAAACAUUUAAAAAUGUGUUCAUCUGUGUGCCUUCCCUUAGGUAAACCAAUGAACUGCAGCUUUGUGAGUGAGCUAAUUUAGGUUUUCCUCCCAACUUCAACACAAGGUUUGAAUUUCUGCAGUUCCUGGGAAGGGACAGUAAUGCCAUUUAAACUACUUUCCUUUAUACUGCCCAUAAUUUUCAUUCUGCAUACUGAAUUUGAGCUUGUUCAGUAGCCUUGAUCAAAGUGAGUGUUCCGGUUUCCUUUAUAUGCAAAGAAGAGCUGCAAUUCAUUCCACAUGUUUUCAGAACUUGGGACUCUUUCUUUUUUCAAACUGCUUCAAAAAGCAAAAUGCUGAAACCAAGUAAGGACUGAUGUAGGGUUUCUCUGGGAAAACAGGUACCUGCAGGUACGCUGCUGUUGCAGAAAAACUGGAAAUAAGUGUUUUCUCAAAUUUCCUUUACUUGAUUUGCCAUUUUAAAUUUAACACCACCAGGUUUGUGAAGCAGAGGUACAGCAGUCCUCUCAUUAGUAAGACGUACAUUACUGACCUCAGAGUUGCAGUAUUAUGCACAUAAGGUUAAUUUUGGGAUUUGAAUGUGUCUGAAUAGUGCAUUAUUUUUUCUGAAUUUCCUGACUUCAUAGGAAGCCUUUUCCUAAGUCAAAGCCUAAUAUCCAUCCAGUCUCUCUUAGAUGCAUUGGAGGAGUGAGGAAGGGGCACUUACCACCAGGGUUUGAAUCGCUGCUAUAGCUUAGAGAAUCUGGCAGCUUUUUCAUCUUCCAAUUUAUUGUCCAACAGAGAGAGGUCCUGUUUUUCAAACAUUUUCAGUGAUUAUCCUUGCUGUUUGGAUCAGCGUAAAUAUUUCACAUCAUUUUCUAUCCCGCUGGACUACAUACCCCAGCAAUUUGUCUUCACCUUCAGGAACCAAGCAACAGUGGCCAUCCAGGUGUUGGGAUGGAUGAACUCCAGUUCCCAUCAACCCAGCCACCAUGACCACUGGCCAAGGAUGAUGGGUGCUGUUGUUCAAGCACAUCUGGAGGAUGACAGGCUCCUCCACCAUCAUAAACACACUUCUGCUGCUGCCUGAGCCUUGAAUAAGCCUUCAGAUUUAAGUGGACAACUGCCACUUGAGAUUUCAGGCAUUCGCAAGCGCAUACAACUGGUCAAAGUUGCCAGAUCCUAACCCAGAAUGUUUUCCCACAAUCUUAAAAAUCCAAGUUCAAAGAGGACAGACUUGUCACUUCACAGCAGAUGGAAGAUGUGCCCUGCCAGAUACAUUGUUAAUACACAGGAACACCCUACAAAACUAAGUAUCUGCAGAAAGCAUGGUGGAGAGGCAACAUGCUUUACGAAUCAAAGCAAUCAUGUUUUCAUUUACAGAAGCAUUCUGCAGUACAGCCUUCCCAGCUGGGUGCCCUCCAGCUGUGUUUUAGUACACAUUGCCACGGUGGCCGGAGAUGGAGAUGUUAGAUUACCACAUCUGGAAGGCAGUAAGUUGAGGAAGCCUGUUGUAGUAUUUUGGAAAUAAACCCAUACUGUGCUCCACACAAGGGAAGAUUUCCUGUACGGAUUUCUUCUUGUGUUGGAAGCUACAUGGUGCAUUUUAUUGCAUGGGUGUGAUGGUAAGUGGCAAAUUUACCCAGAAUUCAUGCAAUUUCCUAUUCAGCAAUUGCUCCUGUACAAGAAGGAUAUGUUGCAACCCUAAAUUUUUACUGUGAUCAGGGAAUGCAUAUUAUGAUCUUUUUCUUUCUCUUAGCCUUUUCAGUAUUUAGUCUUCUCUGUCAGGGUAAUUUACCAGUAUUAAUAAGCAGAAAAAUAAGAUGCAAAAGUACAGAAUUACUUUUAUAUGGCUUAGGUGGGAAUGUAUAUGUGGUAUGAAGGCUCCCCUUUUCUCUUUUGCUUCUUCCAGCAUGUAACGAUUUUUGUUGAUUUUAACAAGUUAUGCAUUAAAUUUUAGGAAGUGGUCAUUCAUUUUCUGUGUGCGAAGGUGGUGGGGAUGUGAGUGUGUGGCAGGGCUUCACACUUUGUUUCCCCCACUCUGUCGGGUGGCUUGCUUCAUAACAUUCAUUUCAAAGAACCUUAACUACAGCUUGUGUGCUGAAAAAAUAAAAUUCGUUAAUAAGUUCA
Molecule: messenger RNA, 4443 nt
Organism: Varanus komodoensis (Komodo dragon)
Lineage: Eukaryota; Metazoa; Chordata; Lepidosauria; Squamata; Varanidae
Gene: SAR1B
Product: secretion associated Ras related GTPase 1B
Exons: 4
Coding region: 43-435 (130 amino acids)
Biological process (GO): vesicle organization; intracellular protein transport; membrane organization
Cellular component (GO): endoplasmic reticulum exit site; COPII vesicle coat
Molecular function (GO): GTPase activity; GTP binding
Source: RefSeq, a predicted model, not a curated record